AUGGCCUCGAUCGACAUGGAUGCUUCGGCAGCCGCCGCUAGCCUUGACAGCCUGCACAGCGCGCUCUCCAAGAUUCGCCACCACACCAACUCGAAACUCGAAAACCAAAAGGGUCCUGCACAGCUGCUCGUCGCUGUCGAAGCAACCCUCGGCGAGCAAGACGCUUCCCAUGGCUCCACAUCUGCAUCGGGAGCAGCCGCCUCUCGGCAUGCUUCCGCUCAGCGUGCUCCCGCGGAGUACUUUCUCGCCCUCGAGUCGAUGCUCGAGCUGGCCAAAUCGCCCUCCUCGCCGCCUUCGCUCAUGAACAACGUCGUUUAUCUCUUGUCCAUCGUCGCCCCCCAUGUCUCCUCAGGCAUCCUCCGCGCCAAGCUCGCUUCCAUCGUCCCUGCCAUUGGAAAGCUGCUCACCAACCCUCACCCCACCACCUUCAACGUCAACGACACCUCGGCCGCAGAGAACUACGCAUCCGCGCUCAAGUCGGCACUGGCCAUCCUCCAAGCCAUCUACACGGCCUUUGAGUCGGACGUCUCUGCCCUCGAAAGGGAUGUUCCUCUGCGUUCCUGUUGGUCGGCGACCCUCAAUCUCUGCGCCGAUUCGCGUCCUAAGGUGCGAAGACGUGCGCAGCUCCUCGCCACCACCAUCCUUCCCACCACGGCCGCUGCUUCCGUCAAACCGUAUCACCCCUACCUCAAGCUCACCUUUGACUGGAUCAUCUCGACUUUGACGCAUGUCGCUGAUGCCGGCUCCGUUUCUUCCUCGAGCACCAAGAACAAGAAUACCAAGAACAAGAAGAAGGACGACCCACUCCACCCGAAGUACGACCGAAAGUCAGGUACAGCCAAGCAAGCACAAGCCGCCGCCGCACUCCGACAGAACCAAGGCGACACUGCCUCCGUCGGCAUCUGGGUUUGCGGCUUUGCCAAGCAGAUGAUCAACAUCCUACCCAUCUCACAGGUCGACGAACUCGUGGCUGCCCUGCUCCGCUUACCAGGUAUUCAAAACCCCUUCCUCACCGUCGCCGCUUUCGACGUGUUCGAGGCCUUCCUCAAGGCCUGCCGACCCAGUAUUUCUUCAGGCGCAGCUCAGGCAGAUGCGCUCCUCAUCCAGUCGCACGUCACUUCCACAUCCAGCAGCAUUGGCGAAAACGCGCUGGCCAGUCUUCUCGAAUCGCUCCGCUCGCCCGCCUUUGUCCCCUCGACUUCCGACGUCCAGUUGCUGCCUGCCUACCUCCGCGCACUCGAGCACGCCAUGUCUGCCUAUUCGCGAUUCGAGAAAGGCGUGCCUGCAUGGCGUCUCGCUCCUCAGGUCUGGAUCGACGUCUUUGCGCUUUCACUCAGUGCCAAGUCGGAUGCAUCGCGCACCGCCCCUGCCGUUCGCUCUGCCGGUCGUGACACCUUGAUCGCCCUUUUGCGGUACUGCGUGCCCGAUGCUGCCAUCGCCGAUUCUCUCAAGGCAUCCUUCUCCAAGAAGAAGGCCGCCAACACUCCUUUGCUCGACAUGAUCCAGUCGAUCGAGGACGCGCUGGGCAAGGACUCGCUUCAGUACAUGCAUUCGCGUGCCGAAAUCCUCUCCGUGCUCGCCUCGCUCAUUGCGCGCCUCCGAUACCACUACGUGCCCAACACGCUGCCUCCCCACCCCGCUGCUGCCUCGCUCACCAUGCACAUCGUCCAGACCAUUGCCCAGCUGCGUCAGCAAGACAACUUUGAGCACCGCGAGUACGCCGACGCGGUCAUCGCUGCUGCCGUCGAAGUGUGUGGCCCGCGUCUGCUCCUGGAUGCUUUACCUCUCAAUCUAUUUGGCGAGGCAGACGGUCCGGGUCGUGCCUGGCUACUCCCGCUAAUCCGUACCAAGAUCAACAACACCGAGCUCGGCCAUUUCACCGUAGAUCUCGUGGCGCUGUCGGAAAAGAUCUUUAACAAGCGCCAGGAAGCUGAAACCGAUGGACGUCCUGUCGAGGCCAAGAUGUACGAGGCACUCACCGAGCAGAUCUGGGCACUCUUCCCUGCCUACUGCGCCAUGCCUCGCGAUCUGCUCUCUGCCUUUACUCGUCCGUUUGCCGAGCUUUUGACGAACGUGCUCUAUACACAGCCCAACCUGCGCCCCUCGAUCUGCCGAGGUCUUCAAGCCCUCGUUUACCGCAACGAAGCGCUCGUCUCGUCUGGUGCUCCCUCGGAUUCGCUCAAGCAUGCUUUCGGACUCGACCAGGAGGACGGCAAGGCCAACAUUGCUCAUCUCUCGGCCAUCGCUCCCAACCAGCUUGCCGUUCUCUUCAAUGUCUUUUCGCAGUCGCCGGGAGAAGGCCGUGGUUUCGUCUACGACACCAUUGCAGCCUAUCUGCGCGUCAUGUCGCCGCAGGACGUGCAGAACACCUACACCAAAGUCAAGACCACGCUCGAGCAGGCGUUGCCCCAGCUUUCCACCAAGCAGAAGCGCAACCAGAAGGAGAACCCCAACACGCCGCCACCUGUGCCUUACACGAUGCUCGAUUUGCUCUCCGCGCUCAUCCCGCAUCUCGACAAGAGCGCGCACGGCUCGGCCGCUGACCUCUUCGCACUCAUCUGCCAGGACAAUGUGCUGCGCUCGCACGAUUCGACGGUGCAGAAGAAGAGCUACCGUAUCCUCAGCCGUCUGCUCGAAGGCGAUGCCGGCAAGCAAAUCCUGCUUGUUACUGACGGGGCCCAAGGCGCAAACCGAGUGGGAGAUUUGCUCGACAAGCUGCGCGAGUCGACGGCCAGCGUCGCGCUCGGUGCCAAGCGCGACCGUGUGCUCCUCCUCGCCACCCUCGUGCCCAGCAUCCCUUCCGACGAGCUCCACCACCUGCCCAGCAUUAUCCCUGAAGCGGUGUUGGCCACGAAGGAGGUCAACGCACUCACGCGUCAGAAUGCCUACGAGCUGCUUGUCCAGAUGGGCUACAAGAUGGAGCAAGGCGGUGUCAUCAACCGUGCGCUCGUCGAGGGUCACGGCGCAGCUGCCGCCGAAGCAGAACAAGACGACAGCGAGAUGCCCGAAGGCGGUGUUGUUUCGGCCUCGAUCAGUGAAUAUCUCACCAUGGUCGCGGCCGGUCUGGCCGGUACCACGCCGCACAUGAUCAGCGCCACCAUCACUGCCCUUUCGCGCCUCGUGUACGAGUUCAAGGAGACGCUCGAGCAGAGUGUCCUGGACGAACUGCUUAGCACGAUCGAAGUCUAUGUGCAGUCGGCCAAUCGCGAAAUUGUCAAGUCGGCCAUUGGUUUUGUCAAGGUGGCCAUUGUCGAUUUCAACACGGCGCUGAUCGACUCACACCUGCCCAAGCUCAUCCCUGCCCUGCUCGGAUGGUCGACGGAGCACAAGCAGCAUUUCAAGGUCAAGGUGCGACACAUUUUCGAGCGCCUGCUGCGUCGGUUCGGUUUUGAACGCAUCUACCAGCUUACGGACGAAGACAACCGCAAGCUGAUCAACAACAUCCGCAAACGCAAGGAGCGGGCCAAGCGCAAGAAGGCCGAUGCUGCUGCUGAGCGCGAGGCUGGCGUGCUCGAGGACGACGAUGACGAGCCCGGCCUGGCGCCUCGCAUUCUUAAGACGAAAGGCGGUAACGAUGCGUUCGAGGAGGUGGUGUACGGCUCCGAGUCGGACAUUUCCGAUUCGGACGACGAUGCUGACGCAGAAGAAGGCAAGGCCGAGGGGCGCAAGGGCGGUACAGCGGCUGCGCUAGCUCGCAACCGCAACCGCAAGAACGGCGGUGAGGGCGAGCGAGAGCGCGGCAAUCGCCGUCGCGCCAAGCAGCAGGACGAGGCGUACAUCGAGAUGGACGACGACGACGACGUUCCCAUGGACUUGCUCGAUCGCAGUGCCACCGCGCGCAUCUCACUCACGAACCCGAACGCCAAGAACGCCGCCAACGGCCGCAACAAGAAGCGUCAGCCCGGCCAGGAAGCGAGCAAGUUUGCGCUCGACGAGGCCACGGGACGCAUGCUCAUCGACGACGACGACGAGCCUGCCGGUGGUAAGGCGAAGCGUGUCUCGUUUGCUGACGGCGGCAGCGACGGCCAACCUGUCGAUGUGGAAGGCGCCGGCACCGCCUACAUCAACCAAGCACGUGGUGUCGACGGUAUGGCGCAGGUACGUGGAGGAGCGGUCAAGUUCAACAAGAACAACAAGCGCACGCGCGAAGCCGAGCGCGAGAUGGAGCUGGAGCAGAUGGCACUCGAGGAGUCGCAGGAUCGAGCACGACAGGUCCAAUCGGGCAGACCGACGACGCAGGUCGACAGGAAGAAGCGCGUCAAGGAGACGAUCGGCAAGGAGUUCCGUGCGAAGCGCGGCGGCGGUGAUGUGAUCAGGAACGGCAAGAGUCCGUACGCCUAUGUGCCGCUGAGCCAGGUCGCGGGUAAGAAAGCAGGCAAGAACAGCGACAAUGUGUCGUACACGGGCAAGGGCGACAAGAGCCGAAAGCGUCGUUAG
Molecule: messenger RNA, 4437 nt
Organism: Sporisorium graminicola
Lineage: Eukaryota; Fungi; Basidiomycota; Ustilaginomycetes; Ustilaginales; Ustilaginaceae
Exons: 1
Coding region: 1-4437 (1478 amino acids)
Source: RefSeq, a predicted model, not a curated record